GAACAACUAGAUCCAUUUAGCGAUGAAGAUGAGACUAUAGAUAAAACUAGAUUGAAAAGAGAAAAAACAGAAAGCACUGUCAACUCGUUAUAUACUCAGCAAGUAAUCCCUCCAAAAAAGUCUAAAAUGGUGACACUCAGUCUUGUCUCAUAUGGACUAGAGGAUGAAGAGGAAGACACUCAUCAAGGUUCUGAUUUGGAAGAUAAAGAAGGAAGCCAAACUUCUGCUUACUCUAUAUCCAAAUCACGUCUCCUUAGGGAUGGUGCAUUUGUAGAAACUUUUUUUCAACCAUCUGAAAGUGAUGGCAAUGACAGCUCCUCACCAGAUUUAUCGUCAACUCUUCCAUUUUAUAAAUCAUCUGAGCCACCAACUAUAAUGAGUCAGAGCUUUUUACAGAAUCAUGCGAAUUCUCCGGUGAACGUAUCCUCAGGGCACCAUACUUUCUUGGCCUCUGAAACAAAUUUACCUGAUACUGAAUCCAUAAGAGAUAUUCAAAAUGAAAAAAGUUUGUCUCAAGAUAUUCCGGAUAAAGUUCUAGUACCCAGCGAACUAGUCGUACCCAUCGAAACCGAGAAUCGCUCUUCUAUGAUUGAGCGUCUCAUGGGAGAGGUACAAAUGCCAUCCGAACCAGCCGGGCACUGCGGCAUGGAACUUCAGGAGAAGGUUGAACGCGCUGUAAGACGGAUGCAUGUAGAUAUUACUUACGAUCCAAACUAUACUAUUCAGGCUAACAAGGCAUUCAGAAAUCCCAGGUGA
Protopolystoma xenopodis is the source of this 756-nucleotide messenger RNA. The record is from the annotation of a GenBank genome assembly. Lineage: Eukaryota; Metazoa; Platyhelminthes; Monogenea; Polystomatidea; Polystomatidae.